Messenger RNA from Choloepus didactylus (southern two-toed sloth), 825 nucleotides. Its product is annotated as cytochrome c oxidase assembly factor 4 homolog, mitochondrial. The record is from RefSeq and is a predicted model, not a curated record. Gene Ontology annotation, cellular component: mitochondrial intermembrane space. The transcript is spliced from 2 exons. Gene Ontology annotation, biological process: mitochondrial respiratory chain complex IV assembly. NCBI's taxonomy places the organism in Eukaryota, Metazoa, Chordata, Mammalia, Pilosa, Megalonychidae. Bases 140 to 400 code for a protein of 86 amino acids.
CUUGCCAGAAGAGGCCGGUUCCUGGGAGAAGGGAAGGAAGAACUCCAACUGCUAUCCAGGCUGCCGCUGCAAAACCGACGCCGCCGCGCAGGAGUGCACCUUUAGGUCCUCUUCCCGCGCCUGCCGGAGUCUCCCUAAGAUGUCAGCCUCGGUCCCUAAAGGUCAUAACUGGGCUCAAAAGGUGAAGGAGGAGGACGAAGAGGACCCACUGGAUCAGCUCAUCUCUCGCUCUGGCUGUGCUGCCUCCCACUAUGCAGUGCAGGAAUGCAUGGCCCAACACCAGGACUGGCGGCAGUGCCAGCUACAGGUGCAGGCCUUCAGGGACUGCAUGAGUGAACAGCAGGCAAGGCAGCGGGAAGAGUUGCAGAGGAAGAAAGAGCAAACCAGUGCCCACCACUGAGAUCCCAAGCCACCUAUGCCCAGAAGAUGGCCCUGCCACACCAGCACCCAAAGAAAUGGGAAGAAGAAAUCCUAAAUGGUGGAAGUAUGGGCCAAGAGGUGUAAAUUGGGGAUACCCUUUAGGACAGGUUUGAGAGCCAAAUAGUUUGGACAUAACUGUCCUAAAGAACUGUCAUGCUUUCAUGGUCAGAUCCCACACAUCCUUACCCAUCUUACUCCAUCAGUAUUGUCGUGUAAAACAAGUUAAGGGAUGCUCCUCUACCCUAGAUCUUGGGUCAGUGUGGCAAGUACUGAGCUGAUUACAUAGACUUUUUAAUUUUAAAAGUAAAUUGAGUUCUGGAAAUGCCCAGGAAUGACUAUGGUCUGUUAAUUUCUGUUGGGUAUGGUAGGAACAAGUUCAUAGAAAUGUUGUUAUAUUAGGUUAUU